This is a messenger RNA of Neltuma alba, 960 nucleotides long. RefSeq lists its product as uncharacterized. Lineage: Eukaryota; Viridiplantae; Streptophyta; Magnoliopsida; Fabales; Fabaceae. The transcript is spliced from 2 exons. The coding region runs from base 99 to 578 and encodes 159 amino acids. The record is from RefSeq and is a predicted model, not a curated record.
AAAUCAUAUGAUUCUGAAGUUUUGCAACCUGGUGUAGAGGAUGUAAAGAAUGUUACAGCAGACAUUCAAGAUCCUGAAGGCUAAAACUAUAAGCAUCUAUGAGGGAUGAGGGUUUUGUUAGAUGGUGCAAGAAGUGGUUAGCUCAUGCGAAUUUGCGUGAUGAUUUUACUAAGGCUCGAAUUCUUGGGGUUUAUAUCAUAUGGAACACAGAAAUAAAGUGGUGCAUGGGCAGGGAUUUUUCUCGCAUGAAAUGGCUAUGGCCAUAUUCAGGCAUCACUGGUGGCAGAGUAAUAAUGUGGUAUGGAGCGAUGCUAUGGACAGGGGUAUGCGUAGCAGGUUUCCGCAAACACUUUCUUGGUUCUACAGGAUUGAGCAAGGCUUUCAGGAAGUUCGCUCAGUUGAAUGGAUUAUUUUUAAGGACUGUUCGUUCACUUGUGAGAAUGGGCAGAAGUAAAUCUCAGUGGAUGCGGCGAUCUAUAUCACAAGGGUUUGUUCCUGUGCAAAUUGCCAAGGGCGUAAUCAGAUUCCCAGGGAUAAGAGAAGCUCAGCUAUGGAAUGGUUUAGACGUGUGUUCCUAAAUAUGCAUAGAACAGCGCUCAUCCAAACGGCGCAUGAUGAUGUUCUUUCUCUCUUAUUUUUUAUAAGAUCCUCUUAAUUACGUCAUUUAAAAAGAUAGUUAAAAUUAGUUAAAAGUAAUAAGUAUGUAAAAAUUAAAAUUUUUUCUCAAGUAUGCUCUUAUUUAGUAAAAAGGCAUAUAAGAGAGAAAGAUACUAGUAGGGAUGAGAUAAAGUAUCAAAGAGAAUGUAACAUGAUAAAAUAAUGAGAAGAAAGAAUAGAAAAUUAAUUAUGGGUAAAAUUGAUAAAAAUGUAUUUAAUACUUAGACAGCCUUAAGUAGGAUUUUAACCAAAUCAAUUCAAAUUUUAAUAUUUUAUAAAAAGUAGGGAAAUUUUCAAUUUAAG